Messenger RNA from Chlamydomonas reinhardtii, 1436 nucleotides. RefSeq lists its product as uncharacterized. The record is from RefSeq and is a predicted model, not a curated record. Lineage: Eukaryota; Viridiplantae; Chlorophyta; Chlorophyceae; Chlamydomonadales; Chlamydomonadaceae. The coding region runs from base 165 to 998 and encodes 277 amino acids. Gene Ontology annotation, cellular component: mitochondrion. The transcript is spliced from 6 exons. Gene Ontology annotation, biological process: mitochondrial electron transport, NADH to ubiquinone; mitochondrial respiratory chain complex I assembly.
AGUAGCACAGAGCACGGUCUACGCAUAUCUGCCGACAGCGACACGAUACGCGGUCCGGGCACUCACAGUUCACACGCUGUCCCUGCCCCCGGCCUCUCCCACACCAGUUGGCACUGCACUUACAUACAGUCUUUGGGCUUGUAGCAGUCAAUGCGGCGCAGUCGAUGAGCAGCUCAGCACGGAGCGGGGGCGGGCUGCUGCGACGCGCCUGGCGGGCGGUGGACCGGUUCCUGUCGGUUGACCUGCAGCCGGAGCCGCUGGUGGUGUACUCGUUCAAGUCAUCACGCGAUGUCGCUGCUUGGAACGUCUUCUCGGACUCCAGCUUUGGAGGUCUUUCUAAAGCUGCAUUUGAGUUAUCCGAAAGCGGGAAGACCGCGGUGUUCUCAGGGACGUAUUCAAAAGAGGUGCUCGAAACAUCAAAGCUCAUCCGGUCGGGCUACGCCGGCAUGAACCAAGUGCGCAAGAAGGCGCUGAACCUGCGGCCCUACGACUUCAUGGACUUCCGCCUCCGCGGUGACGGCAACACCUACCUGGCCAACGUGCGGCUGGACCAGCUGACGGGCGGGGACGAGGAGGUGUGGCAGACCACACUCAAGACAAGGCCGGGCGAGUGGCAGGACGUGCGUCUGGACUUCCGGGACUUUGUGUUCACCUUCCGCGGCCGGCUGGUCACACACCAUGCGCCUGGGUCGGUGGGCAUGCCGCGGCACAACAUCAUUGCGCUGGGCCUGACCAUGGCCGCCAGUGAGGACAUGCCGCCGGAGGGGACCUUCCGCCUGGAGCUGGAGUCCGUCAUCGCCGGAGCCUACACGCUCAGCGGCGGCGCAGCGGCGCGCAAGGCGUUCGCGGGCUACCAUCAGUUUAGGGAGGACGCAGGAGGCGGAGGUGGUGGGAGAGGCGGCGGAGGCGGGGUCGGGGGUGCGGGGGACCUGGAGGACAUGCCGCGUGUGCAGCCGCCGCCCAUUGCCGGGCCGGACGACCCGCGCCCGCCCGCGUGAGCGGCCAGGGGGCCAGGUGUGCGUGUGCACGCCAGGGCGCACUGAAGGAACCGCGCAUAUCUGGGGGUGCGCACGGAAGGGCGGUAGGCCGACAGGGGUAGGGCCGGUGUUGGAUGCACGCUCAACUCAGCUCCCGGUGGUCCCGGGUGCUUCCAGAGCGUGCCCCGGGUCCGUGCGCUUGUGUGUUCGACUUCAGCUCGUGAGGGUUAGACGCGAGCUUAGCGCAUUUGAUAGGGCGGAUGGGCGGAUGAGCGCUGAUGUGAUACCCGCACGGCGCAGCGCCGCCCAGAGUUCAGAGAUGCGUUUACUUCGUGAAUGAUAAGGGAGAACGGUUCGCUUCAAUCCAAGGGAAGGGAAGAGCCUCAUUGCUGGAAUACUGAAAUAGCCUCAUCUCCCGGACACAGCCGGAGUACGUUCGUGUUAGCGAAGGGUUCGCCA